AACCAACUCAAAACCCAGGAAUCUUCCUUCUUCACCAGUAUUUGAUCCCUUCUUUUCUUCCAUUUUCUCUCUCCUCAACCAAAUAUUUUUAGAGAGAUAAAGAUGGUGAUUGAAACAAACAUAUAAAAAAAUAAAAAAAAUAAAAAAGCUCUUUUUUAAAAUUUCCUUUUUAUUUCUUUUUGACUCUUUGUGCUUCCAAGCAGUAUUAUAUCACCAUUUCUUCUUCUCUUCUUCUUCUUCUACUUCUUCCCCUGUUUAUCAGCUAAUUUUUCAGGAAGUUAAGGUUGUUGUAAAAAUGUUGGAAAAAAUUGAAGAAUUUGAGUUUGAGAAAGUGAUCAAUGAGUUUGAAGAACUAAGCAAGAAUGCAGGAAAAGUACAGGAGGAAACACUGAGGAAGAUUCUAGAAGAAAACGCGGCGGCCGAGUAUUUGCAACAAGUAGGCCUUGAUGGAAGAACAGACUCAGAGAGUUUUAAGCAAUGUGUUCCUAUUGUAAUUCACAAGGAUUUAGAACCUUAUAUUCAAAGAAUUAUGGAUGGAGAUUCUUCUCCUAUUCUUACUGGAAAACCUAUUCCAACUCUUUCUUUGAGCUCUGGGACGACUCAAGGAAAACGAAAAUUUGUACCAUUUAAUGAUCAGCUCUUUGAUAAUACUAUGCAAAUCUAUCAUACUUCUUUUGCGUUCCGAAACAGAGAAUUUCCUAUAAAAAAUGGAAAAGCGUUGGUUUUCCUUUACAGUAGCAGACAGUUCAUUACUGAAGGAGGCCUUCCUGCUGGGACUGCAACAACGAAUGUUUUUCGCCACCCGAAAUAUAGAAAGUUAAUGAAGGGAAUUCAAUCCCAAAGUUGCAGCCCUGACGAAGUGAUUUUCGGGUCUGAUUUUCAUGAAUCAUUAUACUGUCAUCUCCUGUGUGGCUUACUGAACUACAACGAUGUUCAAAUCAUUUCAUCUACAUUUGCUCAUAGCCUUGUUCAAGCAUUUCAAACAUUUGAACAAAUUUGGGAGAAUCUUUGCUUUGAUAUUCGAUUUGGAAGUUUGGAUGACAGAGUAACUGACCCAAUUACUCGUGCUGCUAUGUCCAAACUGCUAAAGCCUAACCCUGAGUUGGCUGACCUGAUAAUUGAAAAAUGCUCGGGUUUAAGCAAAUGGUAUGGCCUUAUACCAGAGCUUUUCCCGAAUGCUAAGUAUGUUUAUGGGAUAAUGACAGGCUCUAUGGAGCCUUACAUUAAACAAUUAAGGCGGUAUGCUGGGUGGUUGCCUUUGGUUUGUGCUGAUUAUGGGGCUUCAGAAGGCUGGAUUGCAGCAAAUGUCAACCCAAGAUCACCUCCUGAAGAGGCCACCUUUACUGUUCUUCCGAACAUAGGGUACUUUGAGUUCAUUCCUUUGAACGAGACUAGGAAUGGUGGUGCUGAACCAAAGCCUGUUGGACUAACUGAGGUUAAACUUGGCGAAGAAUAUGAAAUCAUCCUCACCAACUUUGCAGGCUUAUAUCGUUACAGGCUAGGAGAUGCUGUCAAGGUAAUGGGGUUCCACAACUCAACUCCUGAGCUGAAAUUCGUAUGUCGUCAGAACCUUAUGCUAAGUAUCAACAUUGACAAGAACACGGAGAAAGACCUACAACUCGCGGUGGAAGAAGCAAGCAAGUUACUGAUAGCCGAAAAGAUAGACCUGAUUGACUUUACCAGCCAUGUAGAUGUAACCAAAGAAGUUGGUCACUAUGUGAUAUUCUGGGAGCUAAGUGGUGAGCCUGAUGAAAAUGUGUUGAAGGAGUGUUGCAACUGUUUGGACCGAUCAUUUGCUGAUGCAGGGUAUGUGAGUUCGCGCAAGGUAGGAAUGAUUGGACCACUUGAGCUUCGGAUUGUGAAGAAGGAAACCUUCUAUAAGAUACUGUUGCAUUGCUUGAGCAUGGGGAAUACUCUUAACCAGUUUAAGACUCCAAGAUGUGUUGGGUCUAACAAUAAGCCAGUCUUACAAAUUCUGUGUAAUAAUGUUGUUGAAAGUUAUUUUAGUACUGCAUAUUAGUAAGUUAAAUUAGAGUAAUGUGUAUCAUCAUCAUUCAUCAGUGUAUGUUUUUAGUAAAUGUUGUUUAUUAUAAUGUUUUUUCACAAUGAUAGAAUGGAAGCUAAGUUUUAUUAUUUGGUCUUCCAUGUUUUCCUUUUA
This is a messenger RNA of Chenopodium quinoa (quinoa), 2158 nucleotides long. Its product is annotated as jasmonic acid-amido synthetase JAR1-like. Gene Ontology annotation, cellular component: cytoplasm. The record is from RefSeq and is a predicted model, not a curated record. Gene Ontology annotation, molecular function: acid-amino acid ligase activity. NCBI's taxonomy places the organism in Eukaryota, Viridiplantae, Streptophyta, Magnoliopsida, Caryophyllales, Amaranthaceae. The transcript has 5 exons. The coding region runs from base 296 to 2020 and encodes 574 amino acids.